UCCCGCCCGUGCGCUCCCGCAGGAUGGCGCGGGCCAAGCUGCCGCGCUCGCCGUCCGAGGGCAAGGCGGGCCCGGGGGGCGCCCCGGCCGGCGCCUCGGCGCCCGAGGAGCCGCACGGGCUCAGCCCGCUGCUGCCGGCCCGCGGCGGGGGCUCCGUGGGCAGCGAUGUGGGCCAGAGGCCUCAUGUGGAAGAUUUCAGCCUGGACUCCUCUCUGUCUCAGGUCCAGGUGGAGUUCUACGUCAACGAGAACACCUUCAAGGAGCGGCUCAAGCUGUUUUUCAUCAAAAACCAGAGAUCCAGCCUGAGGAUUCGGCUUUUCAACUUCUCCCUGAAGCUGCUUACCUGCCUGCUGUACAUCGUCCGCGUCCUGCUGGAUGACCCGGCCCUGGGGAUCGGAUGCUGGGGCUGCCCGAAGCAGAACUACACCUUCAAUGCCUCGUCCUCCGAGAUCAAUUGGGCGCCCAUCCUCUGGGUGGAAAGAAAGAUGACUCUGUGGGCGAUUCAGGUCAUCGUGGCCAUAAUAAGCUUCCUGGAGACGAUGCUCCUCAUUUACCUCAGCUACAAAGGCAACAUCUGGGAGCAGAUCUUCCGAGUCUCGUUCGUCCUGGAGAUGAUCAACACGCUGCCCUUCAUCGUCACGAUAUUCUGGGCACCCCUGCGGAACCUGUUCAUCCCCGUGUUUCUGAACUGUUGGCUGGCCAAGCACGCUCUGGAGAACAUGAUCAACGACUUCCACCGCGCCAUCCUGCGGACCCAGUCGGCCAUGUUCAACCAGGUCCUCAUCCUGUUCUGCACCCUGCUGUGUUUGGUCUUCACGGGGUGUCCCAGGCCCCUCCCACAGCCCAGCGAUGCCCGGACUUCCAGGACCUGCGGCAUCCAGCACCUGGAGCGCGCAGGGGACAACCUGUCCCUCCUCACGGCUUUCUACUUCUGCAUCGUCACCUUCUCCACCGUGGGCUACGGUGACGUGACGCCCAAGAUCUGGCCGUCCCAGCUGCUGGUGGUCAUCAUGAUCUGUGUGGCCCUCGUGGUGCUCCCGCUGCAGUUCGAGGAGCUGGUGUACCUGUGGAUGGAGCGGCAGAAGUCGGGGGGCAACUACAGCCGCCACCGGGCCCGGACGGAGAAGCACGUGAUUCUGUGCGUCAGCUCCCUCAAGAUCGACCUGCUCAUGGACUUCCUGAACGAGUUCUACGCGCACCCCCGGCUCCAGGACUAUUACGUGGUCAUCCUGUGCCCGACCGAGAUGGACAUCCAGGUCCGCAGGGUCCUGCAGAUCCCCCUGUGGUCCCAGCGGGUCAUCUACCUCCAGGGCUCCGCCCUCAAGGACCAGGACCUCAUGCGAGCCAAGAUGGACAACGGGGAGGCCUGUUUCAUCCUCAGUAGCCGCAACGAGGUGGAUCGCACAGCAGCGGACCACCAGACCAUCCUGCGCGCCUGGGCCGUGAAGGACUUCGCACCCAACUGCCCCCUCUACGUCCAGAUCCUCAAGCCCGAGAACAAGUUUCACGUCAAAUUUGCAGACCACGUGGUGUGUGAGGAAGAGUGUAAGUACGCCAUGCUGGCCCUCAACUGCAUCUGUCCGGCCACGUCCACACUCAUCACCCUGCUGGUGCACACGUCCCGCGGCCAGGAAGGCCAGGAGUCCCCAGAGCAGUGGCAGCGAAUGUACGGACGGUGCUCGGGCAACGAGGUAUACCACGUGUGCAUGGCGGAGAGCAAGUUCUUCCGGGAGUACGAGGGCAAGAGCUUCACCUACGCCGCCUUCCACGCGCACAAGAAGUACGGCGUGUGCCUCAUCGGGCUGAAGCGCGAGGACAAGAGCAUCCUGCUCAACCCGGGGCCCCGGCACACGCUGGCCGCCUCCGACACCUGCUUCUACAUCAACAUCACCAAGGAGGAGAACUCGGCCUUCAUCUUCAAGCAGGAGGAGAAGCAGAAGAAGAAGGGCUUCUCGGGGCAGGGCCUGUACGAAGGGUCCGGCCGCCUGCCCGUGCACAGCAUCGUCGCCUCCAUGGGGACCGUGGCCAUGGACCUCCAGAACACGGAGUGCCGGCCGGCGCAGGGCGGCGGGGGCGGCAAGCUGACGCUGCCCGCGGAGAACGGCUCGGGCAGCCGGCGGCCCAGCAUCGCGCCCGUCCUGGAGCUGGCCGACAGCUCGGCCCUGCUGCCCUGCGAGCUGCUGAGUGACCCAUCGGAGGACGAGAUGACGCCAUCGGAGGACGAGGGGCUGUCCGUCGCGGAGUACGUGAAGGGCUACCCCCCCAACUCGCCCUACAUCGGCAGCUCGCCCACCCUGUGCCACCUUCUGCCUGUGAAGGCCCCUUUCUGCUGCCUGCGGCUGGACAAGGGCUGCAAGCACAACAGCUAUGAGGACGCCAAGGCCUACGGCUUCAAGAACAAGCUGAUCAUCGUCUCUGCGGAGACGGCGGGCAACGGGCUGUACAACUUCAUCGUGCCGCUGCGCGCCUACUACCGGUCGCGCAAGGAGCUCAACCCCAUCGUGCUGCUGCUGGACAACAAGCCCGACCACCACUUCCUGGAGGCCAUAUGCUGCUUCCCCAUGGUCUACUACAUGGAGGGCUCCGUGGACAACCUGGACAGCCUGCUGCAGUGCGGCAUCAUCUACGCGGACAACCUGGUGGUGGUGGACAAGGAGAGCACCAUGAGCGCGGAGGAGGACUACAUGGCCGACGCCAAGACCAUCGUCAACGUGCAGACCAUGUUCCGGCUCUUCCCCAGCCUAAGCAUCACCACGGAGCUCACCCACCCUUCCAACAUGCGGUUCAUGCAGUUCCGCGCGAAGGACAGCUACUCUCUGGCUCUUUCCAAGUUGGAGAAGAGGGAACGGGAAAACGGCUCCAACCUGGCCUUCAUGUUCCGCCUGCCCUUCGCCGCGGGCCGUGUCUUCAGCAUCAGCAUGUUGGACACGCUGCUGUAUCAGUCCUUCGUGAAGGACUACAUGAUCUCCAUCACCAGGCUGCUGCUGGGCCUCGACACCACGCCAGGCUCCGGCUACCUCUGCGCCAUGAAAAUCACGGAGGAGGACCUGUGGAUCCGCACGUACGGCCGCCUCUUCCAGAAGCUGUGCUCCUCCAGCGCCGAGAUCCCCAUCGGCAUCUACAGGACCGAGUGCCACGUCUUCUCCAGCUCGGAGCCACAUGACCUCAGAGCCCAGUCCCAGAUCUCGGUGAGUGUGGAGGACGGCCCGGACACGCAGGACGCGCGGGGGCCCUGGGGCGCGCGGGCGGGAGGCGGCGGCGGCGGCACCCACGGCCGGCACUCGGUCGGCGGGGACCCCGCGGAGCACCCCCUGCUGCGGCGCAAGAGCCUGCCCUGGGCCCGGAGGCUGAGCCGCAAGGGCCCCAAGCCCGCGGGGAAGGCGGCGGCCGCCGAGUGGGCCAGCCAGCAGCGGCUCAGCCUGUACCGGCGCUCCGAGCGGCAGGAGCUCUCCGAGCUGGUCAAGAACCGCAUGAAGCACCUGGGACUGCCCACCACCGGCUACGAGGAUGUAGCAAAUUUAACAGCCAGUGAUGUCAUGAAUCGGGUAAACCUGGGAUAUUUGCAAGACCAGAUGAACGACCAGCAGAACACGCUGUCCUACGUGCUCAUCAACCCCCCGCCCGACACCCGGCUGGAGCCCAACGACAUCGUGUAUCUCAUCCGCUCCGACCCCCUGGCCCACGUGGCCAGCAGCCCCCAGAGCCGGGAGAGCAGCGUCGGCAACAAGCUGGCCUCGUGGCACCCGGAGACGCGGGACGAGACGCAGCUCUGAGCCGGCCCGCGCCCCGUCCCCACGUCGGCAUGCCUCCCGCUGCAUGGAGCGCGGGGCCCCUGCCACGCCGGCCCGGCCCUCGAGGAGUCCUCCCACGGCCGUGAGGACGGACCGUGCCUCCGCGU
Neofelis nebulosa (Clouded leopard) is the source of this 3898-nucleotide messenger RNA. It is a transcript of the gene KCNT1, whose product is annotated as potassium sodium-activated channel subfamily T member 1. Gene Ontology annotation, cellular component: membrane. Gene Ontology annotation, molecular function: intracellular sodium-activated potassium channel activity. Bases 24 to 3773 code for a protein of 1249 amino acids. The transcript has 32 exons. NCBI's taxonomy places the organism in Eukaryota, Metazoa, Chordata, Mammalia, Carnivora, Felidae. Gene Ontology annotation, biological process: potassium ion transport. The record is from RefSeq and is a predicted model, not a curated record.